AAACUCAACAUUGAUCAGUUAUUUUGCUGAUCGCAGGGUGGCACAGAGUUGUCGAGAAAGUGUCCUUUUCUUUAAACCAGCUUGGUGUCCUCACUUCUGAGUUGCUCCAGAUGAUCAAUGCCCGGACAAGUAAGAGUGGCCGGAUAUACAGUCCUGGCGUGCUUCUCGGUAACUGGUUUGAAGAUGUGUGCUUAGAAGAGGAAUCGUUGAAAGAUUUUUUAUAUAAAAAAGAAAAUGGAGAACUACUAAUCCAGAAAUCACGAAGACUGAAAGAUUCUCUUUACAAGAAGGAGCAGCUUUCCAUUUCAAAAGAUGGGUAUAUUCAUUUUGGAGACACGGUUCUAUUUCUGAACCUCGACGUUGUUAGACUCCCAGAGGAGAAAGCUCUCAUUAUGGGUGGGAAUCUGUCCUUGGCUGUGAAUCCUGAUAUAUCGACUCUGUACACUGGUGAUAAUUUGUCAGCUCCAUGUGACUUGAGUGCAAUCGAACAGGUGAACCCCAUUGGGCGGAAUGCAUUUCGGAUUUUAAGCCUCGAAGGAGAAGCCAUGGGGGAACUUGUUAGAUUUGGGCAGAAUUUUGGCCUAGGAGCAGCUGGUGGAUUUCAGGAUAAAAUGCUGUUUAUGUCCAGCGACCAUAAAUCAUUUCAGAAUAUGGCCAAGAAAUCUUCUCUCCAGCCUGUCUUCAUGACGGAUGAACUUUCAUACCUGUGUGCCUGGCAAAUUACCUUCCUGGAUCCACAGUUACGCCUGGAAUAUGAAGGUUUGCCAAUCCCUGCAAAUACAAAAGUUGUCAUCGUUCACACCCAUACAAAUCAGGCACUCGCAGUUCCCAGGACCUUCUGGAUAAGGACAUACUUUGGGAAAGAAUGCGAAAUCAACUGCCACACCUAUCUGGAUUCCCACAAAGCUGAAGAGAGCAAGAACCACUGGAUCAUAGUCACGGGGAAUCCUAGCGACGAUUCGACGACAAUGUUCAAUAGGCCAAAGCCUCAGUCAGAGGAGACUAGAGCACAGAAUACAGAAUGCCUAUGAAAAAAAUCCUCGGAAUGAACAGUUAAAACUUGGGGCUUUCGUGAAAGACAAGCAGGAGAAAAAACUAACAGCAUGAUGUUGAUGAUGAAGAAGAAGAAGAGGAGGAGGAGGAGAAUGAAGAAGGGAUUAAAGGUAUAUCGAAACAUAAUAGCAGCGUAAACUGAAUAACUUUCAAAAUUCAUGAUUGAAUCUUGAAUAAAAAUGAUGAUAAAAAC
Pantherophis guttatus is the source of this 1246-nucleotide messenger RNA. It is a transcript of the gene CFAP161, whose product is annotated as cilia and flagella associated protein 161. The record is from RefSeq and is a predicted model, not a curated record. Gene Ontology annotation, biological process: cilium assembly. NCBI's taxonomy places the organism in Eukaryota, Metazoa, Chordata, Lepidosauria, Squamata, Colubridae. Gene Ontology annotation, cellular component: motile cilium.